AUGUCACUUCUUGGCCGUAUCCACGAUCUCUCUCCAGAGACAACCAAAGAUCGCCUUAUUCUCUUUUUUCUGGUCUAUGUCACUUGCUAUCUCACUUACUGGACAGGUGUUGUCAUCUAUCGAAUCACCUUCCACCCAUUGGCUAAAUAUCCCGGCCCUUUUCUCUGUCGAACCAGUUGGUUAUAUCAAACGUACUAUGAGGCCUUUUUGAGUGGUAGAAUGUUGGAGCGGUUGCCUGCUUUGCAUCAGAAGUAUGGACCUGUCGUUCGUAUCAACCCAGGCGAAGUCCACAUCAAGGAUGCCUCUGUCUUCCAUCAGAUAUACAAACAAAAUACCAGAUUCACCAAGGAUCCAAUUGCCUACACCCUUGGGGUUCCCAAUGCAAUUAGCAUGCUGUUUGAUAUUUCCGAGCACAAGAAGAGACGUGAAACUCUCAACCCAUCCUUUUCCAAGCGUAGAAUUCUGCUUCUUGAGGAUUUGAUGUAUGAGGAACUUGAAAAGGUUAUGUCCCACGCGAUGCCUUAUAUCGAGAGAAAGGAACCUUUACCCAUUCAAGAUGCUUACUAUUGUUUUACCGCUGAUGUUAUCUCUCACUUUACGUUUGGAAAAAGCAUUGACCUGAUCAGUCAACCUAACUUUUCACGGGAGCGUGUAGAGCAGCUACGCUCCUUUACCAAUAGUAUUUGGAUUCUGAUUCACUUCGGUUUCAUCCACAAAAUCGUUUCAGCGUUGCCUCGAAGAGUCGCUGCCUUUGCCAAUGAAGGCUAUCAGAUGAUUGUGUGGGCAAAUGCAGUGAGGAGGCAUGAGCAUUCUGACGGAAAGCCAAAAGAGCUCGGCGAGGAGACAAUCUUUGACCGCCUGCUAGCUGGUAACAAUAGCAAAGAGAAUGAGGCGGACAUGUCUCGCCGCAAACAAGCUCCAAAAAUGGCUGCUCAGCAAAUUGCAGAUGAAAGUGUCGGCCUCCUCAUGGCGGGCACUGAGACAACUGCAACCAUGCUCGCCUAUGGCACCUACUACUUCAUGACUUUUCCUGAAGUUCAGGCCAAGAUAAUGGCAGAAUUGGCUACAGUUCAAAGGACUGAGUCUGGUAGAUUGCCCAUUCAGCAGAUUGAGUCUCUCCCCUAUUUUACUGGGUUUGUGAAGGAAACUUUGCGAUUUGCCCAUGGAGUGCCUGGAAGACUUACCAGAGUGGUCCCUAGCGGUGGUCUCUAUAUCCCCUCAAUCAACGACUACAUUCCUGAGGGAUAUGUGGUUGGAAUGAGCCACAUGAUGAUUCACAAUGAUCCUGAAAUCUUUGAGGCUCCCAAUGAGUUCAGACCAGAGCGGUGGAUGGGUGAAGAGGGCAAGCAGCUUGAUCAUUGGUUGCUGACUUUCUCCAAGGGGUCUCGAAAUUGUCUGGGAAUGAACCUGGCAUAUACGGAGAUGCACUUGAUGCUUGCCAAUGUCUUUACCCGGUUUGACUUGAGUCUUAUCCCAGGAACCCAUGAAGACAUGAUUUGGCUGGACCGUGCCAUUGUCAGGAACCGUGGAAAUCUUCGGGUCAUGGCUAAGCUCAAGUCUGUGAAGUAA
Molecule: messenger RNA, 1569 nt
Organism: Fusarium verticillioides 7600
Lineage: Eukaryota; Fungi; Ascomycota; Sordariomycetes; Hypocreales; Nectriaceae
Exons: 7
Coding region: 1-1569 (522 amino acids)
Molecular function (GO): iron ion binding; heme binding; monooxygenase activity
Source: RefSeq, a predicted model, not a curated record